Penicillium oxalicum is the source of this 1113-nucleotide messenger RNA. Its product is annotated as pyridoxal kinase. NCBI's taxonomy places the organism in Eukaryota, Fungi, Ascomycota, Eurotiomycetes, Eurotiales, Aspergillaceae. Gene Ontology annotation, molecular function: pyridoxal kinase activity. Gene Ontology annotation, biological process: pyridoxal 5'-phosphate salvage. Bases 1 to 1113 code for a protein of 370 amino acids. The record is from RefSeq and is a predicted model, not a curated record. Gene Ontology annotation, cellular component: cytosol. The transcript is spliced from 6 exons.
AUGUCUGACGCCCUGGUCCCCGAGACGAGAGUGUUGGCCGUCGCAAGCCAUGUGGCCUAUGGCCAUGUGGGCAAUACGAUGGCGGGGUUCGUCAUGCAGUCAUUAGGAUGCGAAGUCGCUGCAUUGAACACGGUCAAUUUCAGUAAUCAUACUGGCUAUCGCCAAUUCAAGGGUACUCGUGCGACUGCGCAGGAGAUCACGGAUCUUUACGAGGGCCUCUGUCAGAGUAAUCUCACCGACUUUGAUGUCAUGCUGUCUGGGUACGCUCCAAGUGCAGCGGCCGUAGAGGCAGUAGGUGCUAUCGGUAUUGACUUACAGAAAAAGGCCGAGGCGAAACCGGGCUCUUUCUUCUGGGUACUCGACCCUGUGAUGGGUGAUCAGGCCCGUUUAUACGUCAAUGACGACGUCGUUCCCGCGUACAAGAAGAUCAUCCACCAUGCCGAUUUGAUUCUUCCAAAUCAGUUUGAAGCCGAAGUCCUCUCCGGCAUUCAAAUCACAUCGCUUGCCACGUUGGCCGAUGCCAUCACUGCCAUCCAUCGCAUUUACUCAGUGCCGCAUGUGAUCAUCACAUCCGUGCAACUAUCUGGGUUUGCUGCCUCGGGGUCUUCACCGAACUCACCAGACAAGUUUUUGACCAUCAUUGGAUCAACCACCCGAUCCGAUGGCUCACCGCGUCUGUUUCAAGUCGAUGUUCCCGCUUUGGACUGUUUCUUCAGUGGGACGGGCGACAUGUUUGCCGCGCUGACUGUGGCUCGACUUCGCGAGGCAGUCGUUGCAGCGGGCGGUGAUCUCCUGCAGACUCGCUCCUGGGUGUCGCCUGACGAUGUGCCAGCCAAUGAGCUUCCCUUGGCUCAGUCGACGAUCAAAGUCCUCUCGAGUAUGCACAGCGUCCUUGAGCGGACCAUGGAGGCACGAGACAUCGAGUUGGCAAAGGAGGUUCCUGCCCUGAAUGGAGCGACAAGUCCAGAGGAGCAGCAGAAGCGCGAGCAUCUGCGCCGGACAAAGGCUGCCGAGGUGCGGCUGGUCCGUAACACGAGAUUGUUGAGAGAGCCUCUCACUCUAUUCGAAGUGCAAACACUACGUAAAGAAGACAUUACCACAGAUAAACAAUAG